GGCAGAGACAGAGACACAGAGACAGAGGCAGAGACAGAGACAGACAGAGACAGAGGCAGAGACAGACAGAGACAGAGACAGAGAGACAGAAACAGAAAGACAGAGGCAGAGACAGAGACAAAGACAGAGACACAGAGACAGAGGCAGAGACAGAGACAGACAGAGACAGAGGCAGAGAUAGAGAGACAGAGACACAGAGACAGAGACAGAGACACAGAGACAGACAGAGACAGAGGCAGAGACAGAGACAGAGGCAGAGACAGACAGAGGCAGAGACAGAGGCAGAGGCAGAGACAGAGGCGGAGGCAGAGACAGAGGCAGAGGCAGAGACAGAGACAGAGACAGAGACAGAGACAGAGACAGAGGGCGCUCUCCAGCAGCUGUCUGGCUAACUGGCCAUUCCCCCCCAAUCUCAUUCUCUCCAUGAAGGAUGAAGGGGAGGUCCGGGAUUCCAACGGCCUUCCCUCCCUCCCUCGCCCCUGCAGGAUUAGCCAUGUCACUCCCCAUCGAUCCCUUGGGGCCGAGGAUGAGUCCAGAGGAGCUAGUGAGCCAGACCCGGCAAGUGGUCCAAGGUCUGGAGGCCUUGAGGGCAGAGCACCGAGGCUUGGCGGGACGACUCCAGGACGCCCUGACGGAGGCUGGGGCCGGGUCGGAGGGAGAGACCUUCCCGGGUCUGGAUCUGCUGAAGGAGAAACACCACGCUCUUAGCCAGUCCCUGGAGGCCAUUGAGCUGGGACUGGGAGAGGCCCAGGUCCUGCUCGCGCUGUCCACGCAUGUGGGGGCUCUGGAAGCGGAGAAGCAGCGGCUGCGAGCCCAAGCCCGGCGCCUGGCCCAGGAGAACUCGUGGCUCCAGGAGGAGCUGGAGGAGACGCGGCGGCGGCUGAGGGCCAGCGAGGAGGCCGUGGCGCAGCUGGAGGAGGAGAAGAGCCACCUGGAGUUCCUGGGCCAGCUGCGGCGCUACGACACGCUGGAGGAGGAGGAGGGGCACAAUGACGCCAAGGAGAAGACAGAAGGACGCCGAGACAGCCUCUCUUCUCUGUUCCCCAGUGAGGACAAGAAAAGUCCCGAGGCAUUUGGUGCGGCGGCCGCACAGCAAGGGGGCUACGAGAUCCCGGCCCGCCUGAGGACGCUGCACAACCUGGUCAUCCAGUACGCGGGGCAGGGUCGUUACGAGGUGGCCGUCCCCCUGUGCCGCCAGGCCUUGGAGGACCUGGAGCACACCUCGGGCCACUGCCACCCCGACGUGGCCACCAUGCUGAACAUCCUGGCCCUGGUGUACCGGGACCAGAACAAGUACAAAGAGGCCACAGAACUUCUUCAGGAUGCCCUGCAGAUCCGCGAGCAGACCCUGGGGCCCGAGCACCCGGCAGUGGCAGCCACCCUGAACAACCUCGCCGUGCUGUACGGAAAACGGGGUCGCUACCGAGAGGCGGAGCCCCUUUGCCAGAGGGCCCUGGAGAUCCGAGAGAAGGUCUUGGGUGCUGACCACCCGGACGUGGCAAAGCAGCUGAACAACCUGGCCCUGCUGUGCCAGAACCAGGGCAAGUUUGAGGAGGUGGAGAAGCACUACGGGCGGGCGCUGGCCAUCUACGAGGCCCUGGGCGGCCCCGACGACCCUAACGUGGCCAAGACCAAGAACAACCUGGCCUCAGCUUACCUGAAACAGAACAAGUACCAACAGGCAGAAGAGCUCUACAAGGAGAUUCUCAGCGGGCAGGACCUCCCGGCCCCCCUGGUGAAUCCCGGCAUCGGAGCCUCUGGGGACAAGGAGCCUCAGGUCCUGCGCCGCAGCACCUCCUUUUCCAAGCUCCGGGAGUCCAUCCGCCGCGGGAGUGAGAAGCUGGUGUCCCGCCUGCGGGGCGACGGAUCCUCGGGGAUGAAGCGGGCUAUGUCCCUCAGUGUACUCAAUACGGAGGAGCCCAGAACCAGCAGGAACCAGGCGCUGGGCCGGCAGCUGAGCCGGAUGCGGCCGCUGAGCACCAGCACCCAGGACCUGGGCCUCCCUCUGGACCAGCACUAGCGGCCGGGCCGGCCCGGGAGCCUCAGGAGCGUGGCGGCGGCGUGGGCGCCACCUUCCUCACCCCUCCCCUUCCACCUAUAUUUAUUGUAUUUAUACCCACCUCGAGGAGUCCUCAGCCGGGGCUGAAGCCUCGGAGAUAAAACCAAUCCACCUCCUCGCCCCGGCCUUUGCCGUCUUUGGGAAGCAUCGAGGGCGCCCCCUCCCCUCCCGGGCCUCCGUUUCCCCAUCUGCAGGUUAAAGGGUCCCCAUCCUCGGGUCAGUGGGAGUCCGGUUCUAGGACCUCGAGAGCUAGACCUAGAAGGGGCUCUGGGAGUCACCCAAAAGGGGGGGGCAGAGGAGGGAGGGGGCCCUGGCUACGGAUGCCCCACCACAGGCAGUGUGGCAGGGAGCACCUUCCCCAACGGCCUGGGUUCAAAUCCUGCCUCUGGAGGGGAGGGGAACGCCUUUUUCCCAUUUAAUCACUGGUUACUGCAGCAGGAGCAGGGUUCCCCCUUUCUCUCAUUCCCCAUUCAGAACCAGUUACCCAGGCCCAGAGUCACAGAGGCGAGGGGGCUCAGCCGGCCUAGAUGGGGCUCCUCCCGGGGGUCAGACAGGAGGGAGGGAAACAGGUCCCCGAGGGAGACGGGGCUGACCCGGGCCGGGCCCCUCCCACCUCCCCCCACAGUAACCAAUCGGAGCUCAUCGCCUCUCCCUGGGAGACUUCCAUCAGCUGUCAUGAGGGCCUAGAGAAAGGCCAAAGGACCAUCCUUUUAUGAAUAACGCACUGGCUUUAAUAAUAAAAGAUUCAGUUACUCCGGCA
This is a messenger RNA of Antechinus flavipes (yellow-footed antechinus), 2819 nucleotides long. RefSeq names its product kinesin light chain 3 (gene KLC3). The transcript is spliced from 12 exons. Gene Ontology annotation, biological process: axo-dendritic transport. Bases 431 to 2020 code for a protein of 529 amino acids. Gene Ontology annotation, molecular function: kinesin binding. The record is from RefSeq and is a predicted model, not a curated record. Gene Ontology annotation, cellular component: kinesin complex; membrane-bounded organelle; cytoplasm. Lineage: Eukaryota; Metazoa; Chordata; Mammalia; Dasyuromorphia; Dasyuridae.